CUGCUCUGGAUGCGUCUCCCUGUCAGACAUGUGAGGCGCAUCAUGGCCACACAGCCCCUCAGGAGCCACGCUGCUCUGUUGUUGUUGCAGUGACUUUUCGGGGCCAAUGUUCAACUGUACAGGAGCUCUAAGCCAAAUCCUCCACCAUCAUCAUCAUGUUUUCAUCGGCGCAGGGGGAGGAAGGGUAGGAAGGGAGGGAGGCCUGACUGCGAGGCGAAGUGGGGGGAGAGAUAGAGAGGCACCGGGCCUAGUCGCCACAUCUUUUCAUGAGAAGAAGCUGCGCCGUUAAACCACCCGUUUUUGGUUUCCCAAACCAACUCCGGCCCGGGCCUCAGUCCGCGGUCUCGAGUUUGAUAGCGGGCUGUUAAAGAGGAAGGCACCGCGGCUGAUCGCUGCCAACCAGCCAUCAUCAUGGGAGACAGCAGAGAUUCUCGCAGUCCGGACAGCUCGUCCAUGUCUUCCCCUCCGUCGGGCCAGCGCUCCCCACCGCUGGUUCCCUCAGCAGCUUCCAUGACUUCACUGCCACCCAUCACCACCACCGGGGUAAACAGCCCCAUCAGCAGCAUUGGCUCACCUUUUUCUGUUAUUAGCUCAUCACUGGACUCGCCCUGCCUCCCCGGCACACCGUCUGUGGGAUACGGCCCGAUUAGCAGCCCCCAGAUCAACUCAACAGUGACCAUGUCAGGGCUCCAUGCAGUGAGCAGCUCCGAUGAUGUGAAACCUCCUCUUGGCUUGAAGCAGCUCUCUUCCCACAGCCCAGGCCCCAUGCUUUCCCAGAAACGCCUUUGUUCCAUCUGCGGAGAUAGAUCCUCUGGGAAGCACUACGGCGUCCACAGCUGUGAGGGCUGCAAAGGCUUCUUCAAAAGAACGGUGCGAAAAGACCUGACCUACACCUGCCGGGACAAUAAAGACUGCACGGUGGAUAAGAGGCAGAGGAACCGCUGCCAGUACUGCCGCUACCAGAAAUGCCUCGCCAUGGGCAUGAAGAGAGAAGUGGCCAAGAUGAACAACAGAUCUGUCCAGGAGGAGCGGCAACGGAACAAGGAGCGCGAAGGCGAGGUGGAGUCCACCAGCGCGGUGAACGAGGAGAUGCCGGUGGAGAAGAUUCUGGAGGCAGAGAUGGCUGUGGAGCAGAAAACGGAGCUUCAUGCAGAUGGAAGUUCAGGCGGCAGCUCUCCCAAUGAUCCAGUUACCAACAUCUGUCAGGCAGCAGACAAGCAGCUCUUCACACUGGUGGAAUGGGCCAAGAGGAUCCCUCACUUCUCUGAGCUUCCUCUGGAUGAUCAGGUCAUCCUGCUCCGUGCAGGCUGGAAUGAGCUCCUGAUUGCAUCGUUCUCCCAUCGCUCCAUCUCUGUGAAGGACGGCAUUUUACUGGCCACCGGCCUUCAUGUCCACAGGAACAGUGCCCACAGCGCCGGGGUCGGAGCCAUCUUUGACAGGGCGAACAAUGCUGAGGUUGGGGCCCUAUUUGACAGGGUUCUGACAGAGCUUGUUAGCAAAAUGAGAGACAUGCAGAUGGACAAGACAGAGCUGGGCUGCCUCCGCGCUAUCAUUCUCUUUAACCCAGAUGCCAAGGGUUUAUCCAACCCCAGUGAGGUGGAGCUCCUCAGAGAGAGAGUGUAUGCGUCUCUUGAAGCUUAUUGCAAACAGAAGUACCCGGAUCAGCAGGGCAGGUUUGCUAAGCUCCUCCUCCGACUCCCAGCACUGCGCUCCAUCGGUCUGAAGUGCCUGGAGCAUCUGUUCUUCUUUAAACUGAUCGGCGACACGCCCAUCGACACCUUCCUGAUGGAGAUGCUGGAGGCGCCUCACCAGCUGACUUAAGGGAGCCGCGUACAGACCGGUCAGGAUCCGACGCACACCAGGAUGACCCCCCCAUGACCUCCAGCGUCUGCUCGCCGGCUCCUCCUGUUGGGCCUUGCUUAACUGCAGCACCUGCUGGUUUUAAUGUACCAGCUUUUACACACAGACACACACACGCACACAUUUCCUGUCACCACGCUUAAUUAUCCGUUCAGACAUUCAUGAAACUGGACACACGAACUGAACGAUCUAACAACCCCCACAGAAAAGGCUUGAAGUUAAUAUUUGCUAAUGCUAACACACACGCAUGGAUUUUCACUUGUUUUCCAUAAUCGGCUUUCUUCUCCGAUGGCGUCGACUCCGGGAAGGAUCCCACACAUCCAGGAAAUGUCUUAAUCUAAGUUAGACUUCAGUUUUCACACCUUUCAUCUCACAGUGGGAUUUUUGCUUCUGUAUAACUGGUGUUUUUCUUCUUCCUUUGGUUCCUUACAGCCUCUUCUAGCUGCUCUGUCUGUCAGAACGAGCUGGUUAGUUAUUAGUUGAUGAUUUUAGCUGGAGAUCAGAUGCGUAGCAUUUGAAUCCACCAUCCAAACUAAAUCUUCUUUAAAGAACAUGCAAACACAUCAUCAGAGCGAAUUUAUUCAAUCAGGUAAACAUAGUAUUGUUUUUGUUUUUUUCUUGAUAUGCUGACACUUGCUCGAGUUUCUAUUUUUGAAGUACUGUACUCAUAAAAUGAGCGCUUUUUAAGGCAUUGAAAUCCAGGAAAAGAGGGCUGGGAGCGCUCUGUUUACGGAACAGAGUCCCUCCAACCCUGAUGCGCACAGCGGGCUUCGUUAGAAAGGAAGAAUGACUUGAAUUAUUUUGUUUUUAUUUUAUUUCUAAGUUUAGAUUUUAUCUCCAACUUUGAGGAUGUUUGGCAUUUUAAGACGCUUGAAGCUUACAGGAAGUAAAGCUUCAUGGAAAGUUGAAAAAAAAAAGUAUUUGUUCCUGUUUUAUCCCCCACCUCCCCCGCCUGGUGGUCAUUGAUGCACUUUUGUGAGUUGUAACUGUGUAAAUGUACCUCUCCCCUAAAAAUGACCACCUGCCCCCCCCUGAACACCUGAGAUGAACUUGAAGGUACUAAGUGUAGGGCUUCCUCAUUACGUCCCAUGAAUGAUUGUUUUUUCCUGGGCAGAUUUAAGCCACGCCUGGGAAUUGGAACUAGCAACUUUCCUGGUUGUUGAUGAGAAUCUGCCCUAACGACCAAACCAGCUCUGAUCCAGCGAGAGAGGAAAUUUUUUUCUGAUCCGUCUAAGUAAUCAUGUAUAUAAUCAGACAGAGUGUGUGGUCAGAUCGCCUGACCUUUGACCUUUAAAGUGUCCUUGGACCGAAUGCUUUGGAUGUUUAACUGACGUGACUCCGCUCUGCUCCGUUUGCUUAACCAGGAGCUGAGCGCUUGUUUUUCGUAAAGAAUCGGGAGCAGAGCUGGAAAUGGAAACAGAAUUAAUGAGAAAGUCAGGAAAAGUAUAUUUUAAUCCCCCCCGUUGACGGUAUGGACCUCGGUGAAACUGCAGAUGUUUCACAGAACCGGUCGGCUGUAGAUGGAUAAACUAUGAACCGAUGUUUGGAUUACAUCUUGAGCUGUAAUCUGCUCCACCGUGUGAUGAAAAUCCUACACCUACUACCUGUGGAUUUGGACUUUUCUGUGUGUUGGCUUGAAUCUUUUGUACAAUAGCUGUAAAUAAUACCAAAAAAAAGAUGUUGUGCAGAAACAAAGGCCUGCUCACACUUGGAGUAAAACAUGUGGCUUCGAAAAAUUUAAACUUCUAUUUUCUGCUUUUUUUUUUUUUUUUUUUUCAAUUAAAACGUGACGUUUUUAUCUCUUGAAAUCACAAAAAACCUGAAACUGACCAGGGCCAAAACCACACCUCAUUGCUGCUUUUUGCACCAGCGUCUGCCAACGUUUCCUGUCCUUCCCAGUAACCCGAUUGGCUGGAUUCUUCUCGACAUUAUAGCACUUGAUGUUUACUGUGAUUUAAAGAAAAAAAAAUUGUGAAGAAAAAAAAAAGUCAAAUGCAGCUACGAAGCGUUGAGAAGAAAACCCUCCACACGCCCUCAAAAUGUGAGCAGCACCGGGGAGCACAGGCCUCCGCUCCCCCUCCGGCAGAGUGUCGAUAAUCUAAAGUAUUCAGCUGCCUCCUUCGCCAACAGAUUUGAUAGAAACCAGAACAUUUUUUGCAGUUUUCCUUCUCGUGAAGAGGUCCAGCUGUCCUCUUCCAGGUGCUAAAUCAUUAACCUGGUCUUUAAUGACCUGCACAUUCACAUCAAUGCAAAUACAGUAUGCAAGAACUCAGACAAAUCAGACGUAGAUCUAGCCUGUUCUCCAUCAGCUUUGUUGUCUUUAAGUAUAAAAUGUUCACCGGCCUCAUUCUGGUAGAGAAUGACGUUUUUUCUUACGCUCAGACUCAUCUUUAGGGAGAUCCUAAGGUUUGGAAGCUAUCAGGUUCACAAUCUGAAGAUGAUGAGAGGAUCAGAUUCUGAUUCUUUGAACGUUCGGCCGACUUAUUGCUGUGAUGUGAGGAUUGCAGCUGACCUGUAAGAUUUACUCUUAAUAAUUUAGGAAAGUUGACCUUAGAGCGCUGCCUGGCUUUAGUUUUGCUUCCAUCUGUUAGAUGUUUGGUUUAAUUUUUGCUGUUUCCUUUGUUUGCAGAAAAGUCGGCUUCUGACGACAGUAAAGAAAGAUGGAGGCGUGUUCAUAACCUCCACCCUCAUGAGGGUCUCAGUGCUUUAGGAUGCGGGAAAACGAGCCGAUGCAGCUUUGAGUCCUGAAGCCAACUGUUGGAAACCUGCUAGCAUAAAGUUUUUCCUCUCUUCUGUUGGAGCUUCCUGUCGUGAAUAAUUUAACGUGUUCAUAACCAGGGAUGAGGAUGAGAACAGUUAUCUUGUAACACGCGCAUCGUGUUUAUUGAUCUGUUAUUUGGUGUUAAUUAGCAGUAAAGUGUUCUACAUCCCUCCAUUCAGCAGUCAUGUUUGUUUUUGCUUUAAGUUUCUAUAUUGUUUUCAUUAUUUAGCUGACAGCUUAGCUUCGGAUGAUUAUAAACACAGUGAUAAAAGCUAUGGAGCGGUGCAGGUUUUUAAGCUAGGCCACUGAGCAGGCAGGCGUUUAGCAGGCGUUUACUCGCUGUGUGGCCAUGUUUUUAUGCAUGUUUUCAUUAAUCUGCAGCUUCAUGUUUUAACUGGCAGAAACUGUAACUCUGGCUGUGACACGCUGGGGGUCGUCAAGAGAAAAUCAGCCGGGAUGUUGAGCCGAAGCUUUAUUAAAAAUAAAAUCGCCUCCUGGCAUUGUUCUGACCCAUCUCAGUUGCCGUAGCUGAAAGCUAGCAGUUUCCUGUUUGCUUACUUUACUUGACGGCAGAGCUGCGAUGAUUCGCGAUCACCGCCGCAUCGCACCGCCCCUCCCACAAAUUUUCGUCAUUGCGAGUGUGCACUCAAGGCAGGCGCAUGCUGCCACCUGUUGACUGCGUAGCAGUAUUGCCGUCGCCAUCUUUGUUACAUUUUCUUGUGUUUUAUGAGUAGAGAUUUAAUCGAAAGGAUUUUUAUCUUAUUUUUUAAUAGACUGGGUGACCCGAUCAGACAGGGCGGCGCCGUUGUACCCCCUCAGAGCCGAGGCUGGUUCAACCGUAGAGAUUCAGAGUGAGCUAUGCAGCCUUCAGACCGUCACCCUCACAGUUCUCAAUCACUGCCAAGCUGUCUGCAGCCAUCUUUAUUCUUGGGCCACUCUGCCCUCUUCGUUUGUGUAAAUCGUGAUUCUUGUGCAGCACGGUGAAGACAGUGCUCUAACGCUAGCAUCAGUAGUUUCUGAACAGGGGCCCUAAUAGGAAUGGAAAUGGCAGCUUGUGUGGAGAGGGCCUGUCCUGGGCGAGGACCCCUCUGGGUGCUCAAGCUGAUCAUUUGGUGCUUUAUAGGGUCCCACGACCUGAUAACAAAUAUAUGAGAGAAAUGCAAAUAAGGAGUGAUUAGAUAGAGCCAGACUAACCCUGGACCUGAUCUUCUCUGGUUGGAGUGUGAGCGUAGUUGGGAGCUGUAGAAACUGUGGUUGUAGCUUUAGAGGAAGAGCAGAGAAGAAACCCAGACCAAGACGUGGCUACAGUGAAGGAACCCGAUAGAAAGGACUGAUUCAAAAUGGCCGCCCUCUUGAGGGACGGCGGUGUUUAUGGUUUUUGGCUACGUAAAGGUCUGCUGAGACACAGAGGGAGGUAAGAAGUUAAACAAGAUGGAUCAGGUGUUCAGUUAUUGAUCAAGAGGAAAAACUGAAAAAAAAAUAUUUUCCAGUAGAUCUAGGAUCUUCCUUAAUGGUUUACUCUUCAUCUUAAAAAAACUUUCACAGUGUUUCUUUGUGUUGUUUCUCGUCUCCAUAAAUUCAACCUAUGCUAUCCACCGUUUCUUUACUACGAGUAUUAAAACAAAUGCAAGAACUGAAAAGAAAAAAAAACCCGACCUGACUCUAUCACUCUUCUGUUUGAUUCGUCUGUUUCUCUUGUGUCUGUUUUUCUGGUCCCGUUUGUAUUUUACUCCGUUUUACUGGUGGAGCUAAUUGACUUUUUUUGGGGAUUGAAAGAAGAAAAAAAAAGAAUAAUAUCGUUUGGUUUUUUUUCAGUCAUUAAUUCUGAAUCUUGUUUCUGUUUGUUGUAUCAUGUCUGAGUAAAAGUUUUAAUACUGUA
Messenger RNA from Cyprinodon tularosa, 6500 nucleotides. RefSeq names its product retinoid x receptor, beta a (gene rxrba). Gene Ontology annotation, biological process: retinoic acid receptor signaling pathway; response to retinoic acid; cell differentiation. The transcript has 13 exons. Gene Ontology annotation, molecular function: retinoic acid-responsive element binding; nuclear steroid receptor activity; zinc ion binding. The record is from RefSeq and is a predicted model, not a curated record. NCBI's taxonomy places the organism in Eukaryota, Metazoa, Chordata, Actinopteri, Cyprinodontiformes, Cyprinodontidae. Gene Ontology annotation, cellular component: nucleus; RNA polymerase II transcription regulator complex. The coding region runs from base 412 to 1821 and encodes 469 amino acids.